Rubroshorea leprosula is the source of this 2970-nucleotide messenger RNA. NCBI's taxonomy places the organism in Eukaryota, Viridiplantae, Streptophyta, Magnoliopsida, Malvales, Dipterocarpaceae. The record is from the annotation of a GenBank genome assembly.
AUGCCGAAAUUCGCUACCCCUGUAGUAAAUGUGGAAAUUUACCUCACCACAAUAGGGCAAUUGUAACAGACCAUCUCUUAAGAUAUGGUUUCAUGGAUGCAUAUUCUGUGUGGUGGGCACAUGGUGAAACUUUAAGUAACAAUGUUGAUCCAUGGUUUGCCGCAAGUGAUGUGGCAUCCUCAAGUAAUAUUGAGGAACAUGGUAAUGCUGAGGAUGAUUUCCAUCACAUGGUUUAUGAUGCAUUCUGUCCAUCUGAGAAUGAUCGUCAUAGAAAUGAAACAGAGAUUGCAUCUGAAAAUGUUGAAGAUGUGCCAAAUAAUAAUGCACAAUCUUUUUAUGACUUGUUGUGUGCUUCAACCAUCCCGCUUGGACCAGCAUCUAACAACCAAACAUUGCUUAGUUGGUUAUCAUAUAUGCUGCACACCAAAGCCAAAAACCACAUAAGUGGUGUUGGUUACAAUGAGAUCAUUCAUGGCUGUAGGGAAUUGUUAAGUCUGGAAGAUCAGCAAAAAGUACCGUCAAAUUUUUAUGAAGCAAAGAAAUUCAUGAAAAGCCUAGGUUUAGGCUAUGUCAAAAUUGAUGCAUGUGUCAACAACUACUUUCUGUAUUAUGGUGAUGAGGCUAAGUCACUUACUGCUUGUCCAGUUUGUGGUGAACUUAGGUAUAAAAGACGCAACUCGGCUCAAACUGGAAAAAAGGAUAGGUUGAGGAAUUCUUUGUGGUAUCUACCCAUUAUUCCACGCCUACAGAGGCUGUACAUGUCUCGUAAAACCGCUGAGCAUAUGACAUGGCACCUUAAAUGUCGUGUUGACUCAGAGAUUCUCAUUCAUCCAGCUCAGUCUAAUGCUUGGAAGCACUUUGAUGCUGUUCAUCCUUCAUUUGCAGCUGAUCCGCGAAAUGUUUGGAUUGGUCUUGCAACAGACGGGUUUAACCCAUGGGGUCACUCUUCGAGGUCAUAUUCCUGGGUAGAAACAUUUAACAGCUUCCGUAAACAGAACUUCACAAUGCGAGCCAUGCUUAUGUGGACCAUAACAGAUUUCCCCGGCUAUGGUAUGGUUUCUGGAUGGAGCACGCAUGGCCGUCUGUCUUGUCCAUAUUGCAUGGAAAUGACUCGUGCUUUUUACUUGCAAAAUGGUCACAAGAUCUCAUUCUUUGAUUGUCAUCGACAGUUUCUUCCUGCAUCACACUCGUACAGAAUGGAUACAACUCAUUUCCUAAAGGGCCGCUUUGAAUUUGGCCCCGCUCCUCCACGAUUAGAUGGUCAUUCUGUUCGACUUCAAGUUGCCACACUACCUGAUGUUUUAUUUGGAAAUCCAUCAGUAAACCAAACUAUUUUCGGGUUCGGUGAAACACACAAUUGGGUGAAACGGAGUAUCUUCUGGGAACUCCCAUACUGGGAGGAUAACCUGAUCAGACACAAUCUUGAUGUCAUGCACUGUGAGAAGAAUUUCUUUGACAACAUAAUACACACAGUCAUGGAUGACUCAUCCUCAAAAGAUAAUGUUAAGUCAAGAAUGGACUUACCAUUGUACUGUGAUAGGGAAGAACUACACUUGUACUAUGACUGUUCUGGGUCGCUUUGCAAGCCAAAUGCAAGUUAUGCACUUAACACGGAUAAAAAAAGAUGUCUAUGUACGUGGCUCAAACAUGUGCGAUUUCCAGAUGGUUUUGCAUCUAACAUCACACGUUGUGUGAACUUAGCUGAGUUACGCUUAGUUGGACUGAAGAGUCACGAUUGCCACAUGUUCAUGCAGCGCCUCAUUCCAAUUGCUUUCCGUGGCUUGUUGCCGGAUUCUAUAUGGGGUCCAUUAACAGAACACCUAGCAAUCCAUCUUCCUUUCGAGGCGCGGAUUGGUGGGCCUGUACAAUUUCGAUGGAUGUACCCAUUUGAACGACAAAUCCACAAACUUAAACAAACAAUAGGGAACAAGAAUCAUGUUGAGGCAUCAAUUGUCGAAGCAUACAUUCUCAAUGAAAUAACAAAUUUUUGCUCCCGAUAUUUUGGUGCGGAUAUUGAAACAAGUUGGAGUAAGCCCCCAAGGAACUUUGCAGCAGUUCCACUUUAUAGGAACACAGAAUUCUCAAUAUUUGCAUGCCCUGGUCAUCCAAUGGAUUCACAUUCACAGACACGCUGUCUAACUACUCAAGAGAUGAAGGCGGCUGAACUUUAUGUCCUACUAAACUGUAGGGAAGUUGAUGCGUUUCUUAGCAUCUUUGAUCGAGAAGUUGGUGUAUAUAUGACCCCUUCUGAUCCAUACAAAGCACGCAACAGAAGUUUUGUUACGUGGUUCAAAGAUAGGGUGUUAAAUGGCCAUCAUGAAGGGAAUGGGGUUUUGCAAUACCUUGCACUGGGCCCAUCAUGGACAGUCAAUGUCUACAGAGGAACAACCAUAUCUGAUAAUGCCGAGACUGAUUAUUAUGGCAUCCUUAACGAAGUCAUCGAACUAUUGUAUUAUGGACCACAUGCACAAAUACAGACAAUUGUCUUAUUCAAUUGUGAUUGGUUCGAUACACGGAGGGGAACACGCAUUAACCAAGUUUACGACAUUGUUGAGGUCAACCUACAGUAUCGACUGUCGACCAGCGAGCCAUUUUGCCUUGUGUGUCAAUCAACGCAAGUGUAUUACACUAGUUACCCAUCAAAUAAUCAAGCAACUAACGGAUGGUUCGCUGCAUGCAAAAUACGUGCUAGACAUUUGAUUGACACUGGUUCAACUUCACUUGAUAUAGAAGAAAUAUUCCAGGAUGAGGAGCCACCAUCCACACAAUCAUUAGAGCAUAGUUCCAAUUUGGCAUCCACAGAAUGUGUGGAUUUGCAUGCAGAAGGAGCAACAAUGGUUGACUUAAAUGGAAAUGCAAAUGAUGAUGUUGAUGAAAAUGCGAGUGAAGGAAAUGAUGGAUAUGAAACAAGAAGCGAUGCUGGUGGCGAUAGUAGCGAGACUGAAUAGUCAUUAAAUAAUUGAAAGUCAU